Molecule: messenger RNA, 3636 nt
Organism: Spirodela intermedia
Lineage: Eukaryota; Viridiplantae; Streptophyta; Magnoliopsida; Alismatales; Araceae
Source: the annotation of a GenBank genome assembly
AUGGAGGAAAUCCAGUCUUAUUCGGAUAAUUAUAGGUCUUCGUCAUCCUCAGCGAGUAGUCCUGCAGGCAGAGCACCGUCCGGCAACUUCUUCUAUUUGCGCAAACCAGGAUCCCAAAGACGGCCUAUCUCAUUUGAGGACUCACCCGAGUGGGAUGACGCAGAAAUUGAUGCCCAGCUCGAGGAAGGUGUCGACGCCAUCAAUGUAGGAACGGCGGCUACUUCCCCAUAUCUGUCGAACGUCAACAGUCUGUCAAUAGCAUCACCAUCAUUGCCGGAGGUUUCUGCGCCGGUGACAGAGAGAAAGAUUGCUGGGGCGUCAGUUGUCUGGAAAGAUCUGACCGUCACGGUGAAGGGGAAAAGGCACUACUCUGACAAAAUCGUGAAGAGUUCCAAUGGUUAUGCAUUGCCUGGAACUCUUACGGUAAUUAUGGGUCCUGCUAGGUCAGGAAAGUCAACACUACUGAGGGCAAUGGCAGGUUAGACCAAGAUGAUUGUGAUUAUUCCAUGUUAUGUUUCAAGUUCUCUUCAAAUGAUUCUAUGCAUUACUAUUUAUCUACUCGGUGAAGGAGAAGCAAAAAAGAACUGCUUAAUAAUAGUAGGACAAUGUUCAUUCUCAGGAGUUGGUUUUAGGCAGCAUCUUCACCUCUACGGUCCUGAUCAGCCACCCUGAGACUGGCGUUGGAUUAGCCCCUACCUGGUAAAAGCCACUAAAAGAAUACACAAAUUCCCAUUGCUGCAUCAGUGCAAAUUAAGGGCCUUGGAGAUAAAUAUUUACUUUGUCUAUCAUUGGAACAUAGAGAUUUGUUUGGACCGAAGAUUUGAACUAGUCAAAAAAAUAAAAUGUAUUAUGAGUUGGGGGUUUAUAUUUUUUGAGUCCUGUAUGUCUUAGCAUGUAAAUGAUAUUUAUAUUUCAUCCACAAAUAUCUCUUGUGGGUCAUGCCGUGAAUUUGCCUAUCUCUCAGUCCUCUCUUUGUUUGAUCUUUCUAAGGUAAAUUGCCGAGUCCUGCGAGAAUGUAUGGCGAAGUGUUUAUAAAUGGCUCAAAGGAGAGUAUGCCAUAUGGUACAUACGUAAGUGAUUCCAAUUGUCACGGUGUCCAGUGCCAUUGCUCGUUUUAGAACUGGAUUAAUCUUUACUUUACUUCCCAUUCUUGUCCUACAGGGAUAUGUUGAGAGGGAAGACACAUUGAUCGACUCUCUUACAGUCAGAGAGAUGUUAUACUACUCGGCACUUCUUCAGCUUCCUGGCUUCUUCUCACAGAAGAAAAGUGCAGUAGAGGAUGCCAUUCAAGCCAUGUCCCUGGCGGACUACUCUGACAAGGUCAUUGGUGGACAGUGCUAUGUGAAGGGUCUUCCAUCUGGAGAGAGGAGACGCAUUAGCAUUGCCAGAGAACUUGUGACUAGACCUCAUGUUUUAUUUGUCGAUGAACCUCUCUAUCACCUUGACAGGUUUCUUCAAAGUCCCCACUUUAGAUUUCAAUUUAUUGGACGCCUUUUUCUCCAAGGCAUUUUUUCUUACCCCUGAUUUUAUUUAUGCCUUCAGCGUCUCUGCGCUUUUGAUGAUGGUUACAUUGAAGAAACUUGCGGGCACAGGUUGCACACUCAUUUUCACAAUGUACCAAAGCAGCACAGAAGUUUUUGGCCUCUUUGAUCGGAUAUGCUUGCUUUCCAAUGGAAACACACUAUUUUUUGGGGAGACAUUGGCCUGCUUACAGGUAGAUGCUUCAUUUGUUUUCGCAUCCUGAACUGUGCUUCGAGAUUUGUGGCUUAACGUCUACAGCCUGAAUCGUUUGAUUGUAUUCUGCAUAUCAAUGGGUACCUUUUGUAAGAUAUAAAAAAUUUACAAGGUUACGAUUUCUCUCAUGUAACAUAUUUGGAAGUGACUAAUCUAGCAAUGUCUUUGAUUUUUAUGCAGCAUUUCUCAAAUGCAGGAUUUCCUUGCCCAAUUAUGCAGAGUCCCUCUGAUCACUUUCUACGUGCUAUAAAUACGGAUUUCGAUAGAAUCAUAGCCAUGUGCAAGAGUUUGCAGGUACAUGUGCCCUCAUUUGCCCCCAUUUAUCUGUAAUUUUUGUGUUGGGAAGGUUUUAUACACAACCGUACACAUGAUCCUUUGCAGGAUGACAAUGGGGAUUUUACAUCGGUGAACAUGGACACAGCAGUUGCCAUCCGGACUUUGGAGGCCACUUACAAACUAUCUUCUGAAUCAGCUGCUGUCGAAUCAAUGAUAGAAAAGCUUACCAAGAAGGUAAAGUUUUUUAAACUAAACUUUUCAUUAAACUGAGACUAUAAUGCACCUUUCUUCAGAUCACUUCUUCUUCAGUGUUUCUUUACAAGUUUGGAACUUUUUUUUUAAUUUGUCCGGAUACUUAGUAGCUUAUCAGCAUGUCUGUGCACCAGGAUGGGCCUCUUAUUAAGAGCAAGGGCAAGGUUAGUAGUACCACAAGGGUUGCGGUUUUGACAUGGAGGUCUUUGUUGAUUUUGUCAAGGGAAUGGAGAUACUUCUGGCUCCGUAUUGUUCUUAGUUUGCUUCUGGCAGUCUGUGUUGGCACAAUGUUCUUCAACAUGGGCCAUUCCUUGUCUUCUGUAAUGGUAAGUUCUUCCUGUAUCUCAGAAGCUUCAAGUGACCAGAUGGGAUGAAAACCCUGUGAACCCAUUGCAGCUAUAAUAAUCUCCCACUCCUAAACUUUCAGGUCAGAGUCUCAUCCAUCUUUGUGUUCGUAUCAUUCGUCUCCUUGCUAUCUAUUGCUGGAUUACCUGCGUAUAUCAAGGAAAUCAAGGUAAUCUCAUUUUAUCCCGACUAUCUUCCUCGGAUUCUCCUGUAAUGGAAAACCUUCUUACUCUACAGGUUUACGCUAGUGAAGAAUCUAACGGGCACACGGGAGCCCUGGUAUUCCUGCUCGGGCACGUCUUGGCCAGCAUCCCGUUCCUGUUCCUCCUCUCCAUUUCCACCAGCAUCGUCUUCUAUUUUCUGGUUGGGCUGAGGAGCGAGUUCAGCCUGCUGAUGUACUUCGUCCUGAACGUCUUCACCUGCCUCCUGGCCAACGACGGCCUGAUGAUGGUCGUCGCCUACGUCUGGCUGGAACCCUUUCAAUCCAUUCUGAACCUGGUCUUCAUUCACGUGAGUCCCCAUUAGAUCCCAUCACCAUCAUCAUCCCCGGAUGAGCGAAAAACGUUUCCUUUCCUUGUUUUCAGGUGAUCAUGAUGCUGGCGGCGGGCUACUUCCGCAUCCACAGCAACUUGCCGCGACCCAUUUGGAUGUACCCGCUGUCGUACGCCGCUUUCCAUACCUACUCUAUCCAGGCAAGUUCCCGCCGCCGCCCGCCGGCGUUGGUUCGCCCCUGCUAAUCUUCCCCGGCCGGCGUUGCUCUCGCAGGGGCUUUUGGAGAACGAGUACCUCGGCACGGCGUUCGCCGUCGGGCAAGUGAGGAGCAUCUCCGGCACCCAGGCCCUGCACGGCCUCUACACCAUCUCCUCUUCGAGCAGCGCCAAGUGGGCCAACCUGCUCGUCCUGCUCCUCAUGGCAGUCGCCUAUCGGGCCGUCCUGCUCGUCCUCCUCGGCUGCUCCGCAAGGACGGUCGUCUCCCGUUGCCGGCGGCGCGUGGCCGGCGUGUGUGCAGGGGCGCGGCGGAGGAAUUAG